CGAGUGCGGUGCGUGGGGGGGUUUGCCUCGCGCUCGGAGCUCGGGCUGCAAUGAACACACCACUACAAAUCUGCUCUUGACCAUGUAACAGGAGUGCAGUUCACCAGAUCUUCACGAGCGAGUGCUGCGGCAGGCAUUCAGCAGGUGAAAAGUUUAACAAUGCACUGACCAACAGGAUCACAAGACCUGCCACAAUUGUCAAGAGAUGAAUGUUAUCGUCUGAAGGACCAGGCAGAUUACCUUUUUGGGAUGUGUAGAUGAACUAAAGCAAUCCGUCAUUCUGACUGAGGAUUCCAGCUGCAUUCAUGAAGCAUAAUUGUUAUUGGUUUGUGGCCAGUUUGAUUGGCUAAGUUUUCCUGGAGCUCUGUGAGCAGUUCUUUAAAUGGUCAUGGCAAAAACAACCGAGUCGCUUAAUUUGUCCUUCCUCCUGGAGCACGAAAGGCAGAUGAUCUUGGGUGUUCUCCAGAAAGACGAGAAACUCCGCAAAAGAGAGGAGAAACGCAUCAGGAAGUUGAAAAAUGAACUUCUGGAACUGAAGCGAGCCGGGCGGCGUAGUUCAGCGGAUCAACGCGAGUGUGCUAUAUGUCUGCGUGCUCUAGGUCUCAUCCUGCAGAGGGGUAAUGUGUGUACCAACUGUCAUCGGCGCAUCUGCAACUUCUGCACUGCUACGCCUCCAGGCAGCAACUGCAAAUGCACCAUGUGUGCGAAGACUGCGGAGCUGAAGGUGGUUACUGGAGAAUGGUUUCUGGAAGAGAGAUCCAAGAGGUUUCAACAUGCCAGCAUUACCAGCAGUGAUGUAGUCAAACAGUCAAUCCUCAGCAGUCCUCCAGAUGGAGGCUCUGCUCACAGAUCAUCAGAGAUGGAGAGAUCAUCCACGCCACAGUCUGAGAGAUCAGCUACACCCCAAUCCCAGAAAAGCACAGGGAAGAACAGGAAAGGGAAGAGAGCGGUUGCAGUGGAAUCAUCAGGGUUACCAACAGUACCCAAUAACAUGAGAGCACAAAUGGUCAAAACACCGACCCAGACGGAGGCAAGAAACAGGCCGGAUGGGGCAGAAAGCGUGUCUAGUAUACUAAGCAGUGACAGUGUUCUUGAAAAGAUGGCGGAUGGGCGGAGACAAACAGAUUCUAGCACACCCUCUAUCGCCAUAUCCAGAGCCUCCCUCUCAUCAGAUCACAGUUGCUCUGAGGUGGACCUCAGUAAUCCUGUUGAGGGGUUCAGUGAAGACCCUCUGAUUAGUCGAUGCCGCUCUGUUCCAGGCCUGAACGAUGUGGACUCAGAUGAGGACAUUGAUGCGGCGUUAUCAGCACACUAUAAAACCAACCGGAGCGUCUGCAGUGCGCAAUCAAUGUCUUCCACACCUGCCUCGGAGAGAAAGUGGGGUUUCCUAAAUGUACCUGACUCAGAUGCUGACACUACCAGCAUCAACAGUAUGAUGAGCGUGUACAGUGAGACGGGGGACUAUGGUAACGUGCGGGUUUCCGGGGAGAUCCUGCUCAACAUCUCUUACAGUUAUAAAACAGGGGCACUCAACGUGCUCGUCCGUGAGUGCCGCUGCCUAGCAACCGGGGAUGAUAGGAGACAGCGCACAGAUGCCUAUGUUAAAACAUAUCUCCUGCCAGACAAGUCCCGUCAAAGCAAGAUGAAAACCAGCAUCAAAAGCAACACCACUAACCCAGUGUUCAAUGAAAACCUGAGGUACGUGGUCAGUCACUCUCAGCUGGAGACACGCACACUGCAGGUUUCUGUGUGGCAUCAUGAUCGUUUUGGACACAACAGCUUCCUGGGGGAGGCCGAGCUGACCUUUGACUCCUGGGAGUUUGACAUGCAAAUAGAGGAGUGGUUCGCUCUGCAGCCCAGGAAUGAGUCUUAUGUGGACUCCGUGAUUCACUACAAAGGGGAACUGACGGUGGUUUUGAAGUACAUUCCUGCAGAGAGAAAUCUCUCCCUGCCUCUGGACCAAGUUCAAGUAAAAAAGGGAUUUCUAAAAGGAAAGAAGAAGGCCAUCACUCUCCCUAAAGGAGGAAUGGUGGAGCUGCUGGUUAAAGAGGCAAAAAGCCUGACAGCCGUCAAAGGAGGGUCCUCUGACCCGUUUGUCAAAGGAUACCUGUUGCCUGAUGACAAGAAAAGCACAAAGCACAAGACGGCCGUGGUGAAGCGCACUGUAAACCCACGCUGGAAUCACACCUUCACAUAUUGCGGCCUGCAGCACAGCGAUCUGGACAGCGUGUGUCUGGAGCUGACAGUGUGGGACAGAGAGCCGUUCGCCAGCAACGUCUUCCUGGGUGGUGUGCGGCUCGGGGCAGGAACAGGUCUGAGUUAUGGGAAAGAAGUAGAUUGGAACGAUGCCUACGGGGAGGAGCAGCGACUAUGGCAACGCAUGAUUGACAACCCUGAGGUCCUGCAAGAGUGCACACUGAUGCUGCGAUCCAGCAUGGCCAAAAGGAAAACAUAGAGAGAAAGAAAGAAAGAGAGUUUCCCUGGCAAUACUCAUCAAAUCUGAUAGACACUGUAAAGUGCUCUUUAUGUUCUUUGGCAGUACUCGCACUAGAUUCUCCCAGAUUCUCAUUCCAACAUUCAUAUGCACUCUAAAUUCUCAAAACACAUGCAUAUAUACACACAUAUGCACCUCUAAGGUUCUAUUUACACCUUCUUGGCUGACAGAUUGGCAUUUACACCUGAUGUUAACAGGUUUCUCAAAUGUGUCUCUUGUGACAACAUGGGAUCAGAUUUCAAAGGGAAGAAACUCAGAUUUUUAUGACUACACACAUUAUUUAUGUCAGUGCAGUACUGCAUGUUGAUAAAGCAUAAAACAUUUGAAAAAAGGAAGAGAAAAAAAUUGUACAAAGUCUCUUCCAAAUAUAUUGAAAUUUUAAUCUAAGCACAAACCAAUUUUCAAACUGCAUUCAUAAUUUUUUUUUAGUCGUGUGCCUGUAUUAAGCACCCUUCAAAAGUGUGUGCUUCAAAUGAUGUUGAUAUCAGGCUUACUGAAAAAUGUUUUUAAUUGGACAGUUGAUUUUAAAGCUACAUGAAACUAGCAGAGUUUUAAUUCUCUGCCACAGUGGAUGAUGGGCAGGUGUACACUGUCCUUCACUGACCUGUCUUCAUUUAGCACUGCCCGCUUGUGAUUGAACAGCUGAGACGAAUCUCAGACCAGGUGUAAAUGGUGCGACACGCUACACUCCAACCCAGGUGUUGUUAUAUUUUAAACCAAACACUCAUUGGUCAUAACUCUGAACAGCACAUGAGGACUAUUUCAAAAGAGCACAGUGAACAUUAUCAACAAUUAAAGGUCACAUUUGUCCUGAAAGAACAAAGCACAAAUCACUUCCUCCAAACACACACACACAAAAUAAAAAAAUUAAUCCAAUUUGCACAGAUAGCACCUGCAUGUAACGCUUGCACACAUGAGAACAAUGUACUGAAUGUGAUCAAUAAUUUCUAUGAGCACAUUUAUAUAGACAUGCACAGAUGUUAUGAUAAUCAUGUCAGAUCUGUCACAUACACGUACAUUUGGCUAGAGAGAGAGAGAGUGAUGCUGACUGUUAAAUUUCAUAGCUAGUUUUACCACAGUUUUAAAUGUAAAAAAACAAUAUCUGGGGCCAAUGUAAUUCAUUAUAUUGAACUAGAUUUACAGUUCCUCCAAGAAAUUCCAAUGUUUUUGGUAAAAUGAUUGUUGUAAACACAAAUGUAGAGUAGAUAAAGUAGGAAGAUUAGAUUUCUCCACCAUUAAAUGUUUCUACACCAUGUUUCAUAGUGACUAGUCACAAUUCAGCAUGCAAAUAUUACAUUGACAUCAUUGCUAUCAGGUAGAUUUCCCCAUUUGCCACUGAUCUAUCACACACAUAUCACCCCACUCUGAAGGAAAAAAAUGACUAUGUACUAUAAUAUAAUCGAAACCAAAAAUUCAAAGAAAAACUAAGACUAAAAUCAUCUAUAAAAACGUAUGAUUUGAGUUGAAUUUAUAGCAUAAAAGUGGAUAGAAAUACAGAAAAGGAUCACAAAACACACAGACACACACAUACAUACAUAUGCACACAUAUUGCAUAAGUACAAUGCUUAGAGCCCCUAUAUUGAGUUUUGAGCCGAGUUUAAUAGAUAAUUCCCCAGUUGAUGCUAUUGAGCUAUCAUGUCACUGUGAGGUCUCCAUGAAUGUGUCCUUAAUACCUAUAAUACUUUUGUUAGCAUCAGUCAAGUGAAUAGACCUUAUAGACAACUUACUGUAUAGUAAAUUUAGAUUUUGUGGCAUGUAUAAGGCUCAGUGUUUGACAUCCAAGUGUUACCGUGUCUAAUAUCGUCUGAAGCUGUUUGAUUCACAGCAUGUUCAGUGUGUGUGUGCUGUUUCCACUCUCAUCAGGAAGACAGUGUUUAGGAUUGUUCUGUACUGUACUUUAU
Messenger RNA from Sinocyclocheilus anshuiensis, 4395 nucleotides. RefSeq names its product synaptotagmin-like protein 5. Gene Ontology annotation, cellular component: plasma membrane; exocytic vesicle. Gene Ontology annotation, molecular function: phospholipid binding; neurexin family protein binding; small GTPase binding. The transcript is spliced from 17 exons. Gene Ontology annotation, biological process: exocytosis; intracellular protein transport. NCBI's taxonomy places the organism in Eukaryota, Metazoa, Chordata, Actinopteri, Cypriniformes, Cyprinidae. The record is from RefSeq and is a predicted model, not a curated record. The coding region runs from base 383 to 2455 and encodes 690 amino acids.